AUGAACAGAUUAUGUUUUUGCUGCGCUGUGAGUUUUGGAAAACAAUACAAUGCUUCAGAUAUAUGUGCAGUAUGCGCAAUCAUAUGUGUGGAAGAUGAGCCAGAGAAGUACCAUACUCACUUUAUCAGGUUCAUCAAAAAAGGUGUUGAGUCAGAUGGAAUUGAGGAGAUGUACAACAAAGUCCAUGCAGCAUUACGUGCUGACCCCACCCCAAAGAAAUCCCAGAAGGAGCCACCAAAGGAACACAAGAGGCAUAACCUGAAGAAGCUAACUUACGAGGAAAGGAAGGCCAGGUUGAUAGAGAGGUUAAAUGCUCUCAACUCUGCCGCUGGUGGUGGUGAUGAUGAUGAUGAUGAGGACGAUGACGACGAGUGAAUGCAACAGUAGAAAUUUGAGUGCUUCUUGUGCACUGUCACUUGGUGUUUCUCAAUUUGUCGGCUUUUUACUUAAAGAAUCGCAGUUUUGCUUGUUUUGUCUGCAGUUUCAGAACAAAAUAAAUGGAGUAGUUGGUUUUAUGUUUUGACAUUACAAAUUCGCUGUAUUAGAUUUCAUAAUCUAUUUGUUAUGACUCAAGUCCAGUCUGCUGUUUUGUUCCAAUCGCUUGGUAAUAUGUGCAUUAUCGCAUGAGUUAAAGGAACAGGAAUUUGGGUUUUGGCAGAACUUCAGCGUUUGCAUCGUCCU
Rhododendron vialii is the source of this 681-nucleotide messenger RNA. Its product is annotated as large ribosomal subunit protein uL18-like. Gene Ontology annotation, biological process: translation; ribosomal large subunit assembly. NCBI's taxonomy places the organism in Eukaryota, Viridiplantae, Streptophyta, Magnoliopsida, Ericales, Ericaceae. The coding region runs from base 1 to 375 and encodes 124 amino acids. The record is from RefSeq and is a predicted model, not a curated record. Gene Ontology annotation, cellular component: ribosome; cytosolic large ribosomal subunit. The transcript has 3 exons. Gene Ontology annotation, molecular function: 5S rRNA binding; structural constituent of ribosome.